GUUUACUUUGGUCGUGUUCACUUUAGGAUUUGACUCAUCGGUUUGAUGGGGGGUACUGAGUCACAGCAUGAUAGUGCCCUCCUACGAAAAUAUUGCUUGUGUGUGUUCUUCAACUAUGACAGACAGAGGGCAGAGAGGAGUGCGGCCGUCCAUUUAAAAGACAAAAGUCGGAUAGAGGAAACCUAACACAAUUAAUAACAUUUCUCUAUGAGCAACAUUGAAGAACUGCUGGAUUGGUAGCCUAUAUUGUUGCUAUGAACUCGUUUUAUUUCGUAUCAGGGCUGCAAGCCACGUUUCUUAGAAUGAUUGACAACGGAAUUUUCUACGAUCUAUUUGAUUAUUCUGGAAUGAACGGUUGGUGAUGAACCGGGCAAAUGGGAAUGAAGACAAUUAAUUUAUGAUGAACAAUACUUUUUAAUGGAAAUUGGAGUGAUUCUUACCUAAUAAAAAAAAUUAUUACGUGUCGUCUCAGUAAAGACUAACAAUGUUAUUAUUCAAAUUGAUUAUCUCUACUGCUUUUCUUUUCAAUGGUGAGUUUUUAGCAUUAAGGUGGAAGUAUUUACAAGUUAAUAUGUAGCCUAAAUAUUUUUAUUAUAUUCUAUAUUGGGCGAUAUAGCCUAUAAUGUUAAUUUAUAUUAUUUGAAAAUGCGAUUAUAAACGACAAGUAAGUGGAUGAUUGUUAUAUUUUCUAGAAUUUAGUAAUAGAUGUUUAGCAAAGCAUGCAGUGUUAUGUUAUUUUGUGUGAUAUAUUUUUCAUAAAUGUAUAAUAGACUUCUAAAAAAUGCAUAAUUGCAAGUUUUCUAACUCUUAAAAAAGUGUUUUAAUGACAUGCCUGUUUCUCCACUGUCCCUACAGAUGGUUGUGAUGGCUCUCUGCUUCACUCAGACAUAAGAGCCAGUGUCAGGUCCUUGGGGAGGAAACAUGGCCAGCAGCAUGAUGGGCAUGCUGCUAUUGUUGCAUCCCAGUGUCACUACAUGCUCAAGCACCUCAAUGGUGGAGGACAGAUCUCAGUGCAUAUGCCCCCCAACAUCGCAGGCCACUGGGUAUCCACCAGGUAAUCUACUGUGUAAUAUGCGCCAUUAAACGGUUUGUUAUUAACCUUUAUUGAAUAUGUACAUAAUUGUAAGAAUGUAUAGUCAAUAUAUUGUAGCGAAGUCAGGGGGUGGACCUGACUGGCGCUUGAACCCGGGACCAUGCAGCUGUAGACACUUUAGCUGUUAUGUGAGACCUUAACUUAUUGAGGAGGUUGCUAGGUGUUGGGUUAAGGUCACUGCAAUAUAUAAUAGUACUAUUCUGUAUGUAAACCUACUUGGCACAACACCAGGUUCAGCUUUAGACCUCUUAGGGUAAAAGCUUAGGUCUUGAACCGACUGGUAAAAUUAAGGUUGGGGGUUUGACUCUUACCCACCUGACUCACUGCAUAAUACUGGGAUAGCGAAUCAUUAAUGUUUUGCUCUUUCCCCCGUCAGCUGUGAGGUCAGGCCUGGGCCAGAGUUCAUCACCAGGUCCUAUCUCUUCCACCACAACCACACUUUCCAGGUCCUCCAGUUCCACUACAGGGACAACCGCUGCUCCUCUCCCACCUACACCCUCCUCGCCCGGGGCCAGCUGCACCUGCGCCAGGCCUCCUGGGUGGUCCGCGGAGGCACUGAGGCCGACUACCAGCUCCACAGCGUCCAGGUUGUGUUCCACAGCCCUGAGGCAGCCAGGGACCUCAGCCAGUGGCUCAACCCCAGCUGCGGAGCUCCGUCCCUGGGUGGAGGGGAGUCGUGGGAGCCCCACAUCAGCUAUGACCUGUGGAGCGAGGAGGAGGAUGAGGAGCAGGGGAGGGACUGUGCCCGCAGGCUGGGUUUCACUAUGAAUGAGCUGCAGCUGGUGCGUGUGGAGCGGCGCCGCCAUCAUGGCGUCCGGGUCCCUGAUGACCACACUGAGGAGCUUUUCCUGGGGGACGUCCACACUGAGCGUGCCCAGAGGACCCACCACAAACCCUCCAGCUACCAGCCACCCCUGCAGAACACCAAGGUCAGAGUCAUAGAGAUAUAUCAUAUCUAUUAUUCUCUAUCUAUUCUACAGUAUUUCUAUGGUCAUCAUCACUUACACAGAGAGAAUCCCUUUAGAUUUUUUGGCAGAUACUGUAGUUUCAUUUUCAAGUAUCCGUGAAUCUGUUUGUCAAAUCCCUACUAACUGAAAAGUAUUGUGGAUGUUGAAGAUGACAAACUGUUGCAGCAAUGAUGCCACACAUGUACAGUAAUUGAUACAUCAUAUUCCAGUGCUGUGUACUUGUAUUUUCUUUCAACAAUCACAGUAUUGUCUGUAGCAUUUUGUACACGACAACAGACACUUUCUGUGUUUGAUUGUGGGCGAAAUGGGAGAGAAUAUGAAUUGUGCAAAGCCAGCGGCAGAGCAGACCCAUGGAUGAUAGUGAUCAUCUGUUGGUUGGUUUUCCACAGCCGCUCUUCAAAGAGAAUAGCAAAUAGUGGCGCAGUAUGCUCUGCUCUGAAUUUCUGAAUUCCUGCCCUUACUCUGUGGUAGUGUGUGUGCCUGAGGCUGUAUGGAGGGCAGAUGGAUAAAACUGGAGCCUGACCAGAGAGAUGGAACUAGGCCUUCAGUUCAGAAGCUCCCUCCUUUCCUCCCUCUCACAAAAGGAUCCAUCCCUUUCAUGUCUCCCCGCAGCAUUUACCCAUAUAUCUACCAGCAUGUCUUUUUUUUUUUUUUACCAACACAAACAACUCCCAGCCUAUAAAGUGUCAGGGCAAUGUAAAUGAGCUCUAGUUAAAAGUUAAAAGCUGAGGCGAUUUAUGUUGAAAGUGACUCAUUCAUUCUAUGGUGGUGGAGGUGGUGGAGCUACAGCCAGCCUUGAAUGAAUACAGUACGCUCAGCUAUAACGUUAAUCUGAUGCUCAACCACUAAGAGUACACCCUGAAAUGGGCUCCCCACAUAACAGGAGCUUGAUGCGCUUUUUAUCAGAUUGUAUACACAACCCAAUGAGUGUAAACAGGGAUCCAAAACCAUAAAGGCAGUCAUUGUGUAUGAUGGUCAUCUUUGAUGUUCUAGUUGAGUCGAAUGAGCACUGUCUAAACCAGACUGUUGAAAGGUUUGGAAUAAUCAAAAACAGAGGCUUUGGAUGUGAAAAUAUCUUAUUUUAUUUGUCUAUUCAACUGUAUCUCCAUAUUGCCAGCCAUUGUCAUUUUGAAACGCACACACCUGUGGCUGAUGCUGUUUAAUGAUGAAGGACUUUAGAGCAAGGCACAGACGGCACCCACUGCUUUUCAGAAGUCCAACGAGCCCCAUCCAGAGAAGAGAGAGAGGAGUAGUAGCCCCAUCACAAAGUGCAGUUUCCAGGCCAGGGGGAAGCUUUUGUUUCUUUGCCAUGGUGAUUGUUUUCAUCGCUGCCAUCAAUCUACGAUGUGUAGUGGGGCCAAGAACACUCCCAAGUAACAUAUGAGAAAACAGUCUGCCAUGCCAGCACGCUUCUGCUUUAUUGGGGUAGCUGGGUGGGUCAGAGUCAGACAACAGACUCCAGUUUGAAUGGCCUUGUUUGUGUUUUUCAUCAUCAUGAUUGGUUGUCUGUUGACAUUUCAGUUUCCAUCAAUGACGUUAUUUAUCACCAUGCGGUAACUCAUUAAACUGCUUUGAAAUAUCUAUUCAGCCUUUUGACACAUUAUACUACUCUUAUUGUAUUAUACUAAGCAAGGUUCUUAAAAACACAAAUGUCAUAAAACAACUGAAUAAUGUUGCUGGUACAAUGUAUGAACACAUUGAAAUGGGAUGCGCUUCAACAUCCACAGUCUUUUGCAGGUGUGUAUAUUUCUCCUUCUUGAUUCACAAUAUGUAACAUUCUAAAACAUUCUCCAUUGCAGAACCAUGAGCGUACAUGCCUUGUCUGCAGAGUCAUCGCCGGGGCGGACCAGCAUCAUCCUCCCAUCCUGCCCUGCAAAGAAAACCUGUCUGUCAAACUACAGGGCCAAUGGGUAAGCCAGCGGUGUGAGGUCCGUCCUGGGGUCCUCUUCCUCACCCGCCAUUUUGUUUUCCACAACCACAACAGCACUUGGGAGGGCCACUACUGGCAUUAUUCCGACCCAGUGUGCAGACACCCCACAUUCAGCCUGUACGCCCGGGGUCACUACAGCCACGCAGUCCUUUCCACCAGGGUCCUGGGAGGGACAGAGUUUGUCUUCACAGGUAGGCGUUAGUCAAAAUAACAAAUAUAUGAAUGAUCACAGCUUAUCAUGCCAUUAUUAGUGUGCAUAACAACCUCCCUGAUCCCCUCUUGGUCUUCAUAGUGGACCACAUGAGGGUGACCCCCAUGGACCAGGCCACCACCUCCCUGCUCAAUAUCUUCCGGGGCAACGAGUGCGGGGCCGAGGGCUCGUGGCGCCAGGGACUGGAGCAGGACGUCACCCCCACCCAUGGCUGUGCUGCCCUGGGCAUCCGGCUGCCGCACACAGAGUACGAACUCUUCCGCAUGGAUCGAGACUCAGCGGACCACCUCCUUCUCUUCAACGGCCAGAGGCCCACGGAUGGCUCCAGCCCUAACCAGCCCCAUAAGACGGCCACCUCCUACCAGGCUCCCCUGGUGCAGUGUGGAGGGGCCGGCCACGGGCCAACGGAUUGGGGGAGGGAAGCCGACCAGCUCCAUAGGCUGGGGAGUAGCUGCUGCAAACAGGGAGGAGGUGGUGGCGUGAUGGAUAUGGUCAAAGUACUGCUUAUUGCAGCUAUCCCCGUUCUGAAUCUCAGCUAGGGUUAGCUGUGGCUGAAUGUAGUGGAGCAGCACUGACUGUGCAUUGGACUUUGACUCUUUUAAAACAGCGUAUGUGAUUAAUGUUGAGUUGCUACAUUAUCAUUCGGCGUCGUGUUCAGUAGGCAUGAAACUGAAGAAAAUGCUCUGACAGGAAGGGAAACGGAGAUGUGCUGUACGUCAAUAAGAAAUGUUUGUUGUCUUACGGUGUGCCCUAAAGAACACGACCCAACAAGUCGUCUAUGGCCGUGAUUCAAUCUAAUCAUGCUUUGUCGACAAUGCCAUUUAAAAGUAAUUUCCGAUUGA
Coregonus sp. 'balchen' is the source of this 5044-nucleotide messenger RNA. The record is from the annotation of a GenBank genome assembly. Lineage: Eukaryota; Metazoa; Chordata; Actinopteri; Salmoniformes; Salmonidae.